Messenger RNA from Alternaria arborescens, 633 nucleotides. RefSeq lists its product as hypothetical. The transcript has a single exon. NCBI's taxonomy places the organism in Eukaryota, Fungi, Ascomycota, Dothideomycetes, Pleosporales, Pleosporaceae. Bases 1 to 633 code for a protein of 210 amino acids. The record is from RefSeq and is a predicted model, not a curated record.
AUGCAGAACACCACAAUCAACUCCUACGGCAUGAUCAGAAACCCAUACCUUGACUACCUGUACCAAGGCCAGUACGAUUACGAGCUCCUCAACAACAUCAAGAACAACGCCAACCAGCACAUUGGCGACUACAAGGCCCUUGCGGCUAAGCCACUAGCCCAGCACGAUGCUUUCCUAGACACUGUUAGGGACCAUGCUUACCACGUCCCCGCCUACUUCGACCGAAGCGAAGCGCCCAAAAAUACACAUGAGCAUGCCAGAGAAGAGGUGAAGCUCGAAUUUGACCCUCCACUCAGCCAUUAUGCGGAGCUUAGAGGUGGUCUGCCGAUUGGCUAUGUCUGGAUCCCACCAAGUUCUCCCGAACCUGAGCCUAUGCCACGCAAGGCAACUCCGGAGGAAGACGUCGUUCCCGUCACUCCGUCAAGGCCAGUCAGGACUGUGACUACUAUUAAGAAGCCCAAGAGGAAGAAGACUGUCAUUUUCGCCUUCAGCCCUUUGCAAAAGAAGCGCAAGCGAGAGACUACCGCCGAGUACCAUAUGCGCUUCACCAGUCCGCUUUCGGAAGAGCUGUCGGAUGCGCCUAGUGGUUUGCUGACACCUGAGCCGAGAGAACUUGUACUGCAUCGCAGGUAG